Molecule: messenger RNA, 996 nt
Organism: Hippocampus zosterae (dwarf seahorse)
Lineage: Eukaryota; Metazoa; Chordata; Actinopteri; Syngnathiformes; Syngnathidae
Gene: frg1
Product: FSHD region gene 1
Exons: 9
Coding region: 98-865 (255 amino acids)
Cellular component (GO): nucleolus; catalytic step 2 spliceosome; striated muscle dense body
Molecular function (GO): actin filament binding
Source: RefSeq, a predicted model, not a curated record
UUUGCGAGAAAGUCGAAGUCGCAAUGGAGUGUGCCUCUGCGGCCGCCGUAGUUGUUUUUUCCGACUUCCGCUUCCCUUUCGUCGCCGCGCAAACACAAUGGCGGAAUAUUCCAGCGUUAAAUCGACCAAAUUGGUUCUGAAGGGACAGAAUAAAGGGAAAAAGAAGAAAGACAAAAACAAGAAGAGAAAGGAAGCAGAUAGCCAAUCCAAAUUGGAUGUUGUCGGCGGUUGGUGGGCCGUCCGACAUUUUGGCGAGAUCAUGGGCACGGUCGCUAUUGAGAUGCACAACAAUUCCUACAUCCACGCCCUGGACACGGGGCUUUUCACAGUUGGUGCGCCGCACCAAGAGGACGAAGGACCAGACCCCCCUGAACAGUUCACCGCAGUCAAGCUCUCUGAUAGCAGAAUAGCUUUGAAGUCAGGCUACGGGAAGUACCUGGGCCUCAACGCAGACAACUUGGUGGUGGGCCGCUCCGAUGCCAUUGGAUCCAGAGAACAGUGGGAACCCGUUUUUCAAGAGGGCAAGAUGGCGCUCCUGGCCGCCAACAACUGCUUCAUCUCGUACAGCGAGAGCGGCGACAUCGAGGCCACCAGCAAGACGGCGGGCGACGGCGAGAUGGUGAAGAUCCGCUCGUGCGCCGAGCGAGACGCCAAGCCCAAAGACGACAUCGCCGACGAGGACCGAGGCAACGUCAAGUCCUGCGAGGUCAAUUACGUGAAGAAGUUUCAGAGUUUCCAGGACCGUCGCCUGAGGGUGAACGAGGACGAGCCGUCGAUGCUGAAGAAAGCCAGACUCGACGGAAAAUUUCACGAGGCUUUGCUCGACAGGAGGAGCAAAAUGAAAGCUGAUCGAUACUGCAAGUGAACUGUUUGGGGAGGUGGGGGGGGGUUGUUGUUUUUUUAGAGGGGGGAAUUAAUAAACAUGUUGUGCCCGUUCGUGUAUUAUGCAUAAUUUCUAUUUAGAAAUCAAAGAUUAAAAAGUAUAUCCCACAAACA